AUGGCGUCAAACAUAUCAUCUGCUGUCGUUAGCGAACAUCAUGCUGAGGGAUCGGUGUUCGACAAGACAUCUGGCCUGCGCGUCAUCGACCUGAGCAACUUCGAGGAGCGCAAGCAGGAGAUCGCGCAGCAGCUGGUCAGCUCAGCGAAGGAUGUCGGUUUCUUCUUCAUCACAGGUCACGGCAUCUCGCAAUCGGACAUCGACAAGACCUUUGAGUAUUCCAAACUCUUCUUCAAUCUGCCCGUCUCCGUAAAGGAGAAACAUCCCUUCGACCUCGACACCUUCGCUGGCUGGCGCGGCCUUAAGGAGCUGAGCGAAGUCACUGGGACACGCCUGUGGGAGCAGUUCGUUGCCCCAAUAGACAGGCCCGGCAACCCCAUUGCUGGCACCAAGUACCCUGAAGACAACCUCAUUCCUGGCUUCAAAAAGCACGUGGAGGAGUUCCAGCGAAAGUCACAGGCCGUGGCAGGCCUCCUCCUGCGCGGCCUGGCCAUCGGCUUGGGGCAGUCCGAAGACUUCUUCCUGGGGGGACUGGACUUUGAUGCCGAUGACGUGGCAACCCUACUGGGCUUCAACUACUACCCCCCAACAGAGGGCCACUGGAAGGCGGGGGACGCCUUCCGUCUGCACGGCCACGCUGACUACAACCUCAUCACCCUCCUGUACCGCCGCGAAGGCGAGACCGGACUGGAGCUGCUGCCUGGCAAGGAUGCUGUCGCAGACCCGCGUGUCAAGAACCAGGACAUCCGCGGCGCAUGGCGCGGAGUGCCAGACAACACAGCCAGCUGGGUGCCAGCACCGCCUCUCAAGGGUACCAUCACGGUAAACAUUGCGGACAUUCUGACACGCUGGACGGAUGGCGAGCUGCGCAGCACCUACCACCGCGUGCGCAGCCCCGACCAGGCCACCGGCGAGCCUUUGGGUGAGAGGCGUUCCCUGGCACACUUUGUGGCGCCAAACCGUUCUUUUGUGGUGAAGAGCAUCAAGGGCACCUACCCUCCCAUCACAGCGGGGGAGCUCAUUGCCUCUGAAGGCCAUGCGUAUGGCAGCAAGUUCAACGAUCCGGAGUGGCAGCGCAUCGCCUAUUCCACGGAAGGCUUCACGGCGGCUACGGCCACCAGAGGCCCGGCCAGGCACGCCCUCUCACAGAACCCCUCAAAUGUUUUCAGGGUUUUUGUAGGGUCGGAGGAUCUCUUCCCUGAGGAGGCGCCACGCAUUGCUGUGGCCUAGGGGGAUCUGCUCUGCACAGCUGGAAAAAACACUACCUGUUGACACAUAUCUUGUCUUCAACCAAAAUGUUGGCAUUGUCUUCAAGUGCAAGCAAUAGAUGUUUGAGUAUACUAUUGUGGUAUGGCAUGGGCUGACACCCGUGCUCGUAAGUCGGCAGACUUUUUUUUUGCCAACAACACUGGGGUUCCCUUCAGGAGUUUAGCUCAGGCAACUGGGAUAGUAGGGAAGAGUAUUUAGGUGCGUGGGCCCGGGGACACCUUUUUAGAGUUGCGAGGCAGGGAUUACCUGUUUGCUUUUCUGUAGUGCUGUGGUCAAAGUAGUAGAGUCGUUGUUGCUAGAGUUUACAGUCAAGUUGGAUAGUUGAUAGUUGGUUAGAGUCUGUUGAGUAUGCAAUAUGCAAGUUACUAGAAUAUUGUUGUAAGUAAGCUCAUAAC
Molecule: messenger RNA, 1664 nt
Organism: Coccomyxa subellipsoidea C-169
Lineage: Eukaryota; Viridiplantae; Chlorophyta; Trebouxiophyceae; Coccomyxaceae
Product: Clavaminate synthase-like protein
Exons: 11
Coding region: 1-1230 (409 amino acids)
Molecular function (GO): dioxygenase activity
Source: RefSeq, a predicted model, not a curated record